Molecule: messenger RNA, 2526 nt
Organism: Mugil cephalus (flathead mullet)
Lineage: Eukaryota; Metazoa; Chordata; Actinopteri; Mugiliformes; Mugilidae
Product: extracellular calcium-sensing receptor-like
Exons: 9
Coding region: 28-2526 (832 amino acids)
Biological process (GO): G protein-coupled receptor signaling pathway
Cellular component (GO): membrane
Molecular function (GO): G protein-coupled receptor activity
Source: RefSeq, a predicted model, not a curated record
UUGCGGAGAAAGUUUCAUCUUAAUGAAAUGCACAAGCCUGGAGAUGUGGCUCUGGGUGGGCUGUUUGAGGUCCACUACACCUCUGUUUUUCCUGAGCUGACAUUUUCUUCAGAGCCAGAACAGCCCCGCUGCAAAGGCUUUGAUAUUCUAGGGUUCAGGCAUGCUAUGUCCAUGGCCUUUGCUAUUGAUGAGAUCAACAAGAACCCCAACCUUCUACCUAAUGUGACUCUGGGAUACAGUCUUUAUGACAACUGUGGUGCACUUGUUAUUGGAUUCAGUGGUGCCUUGUCAUUGUCCAGUGGUCGAGAGGAGCAGUUUCUGCUUCAGGGGAACUGUUCAGGUUCCCCUCCGGUCCUUGGGAUUGUGGGUGACUCCUACUCAACAUUCUCUAUUGCCAUGUCCAAUGUGCUAGGUUUAUUCAAGAUGCCCAUUGUGAGUUAUUUUGCCACAUGUUCAUGUUUGAGUGAUCGCCAGCGGUUUCCAUCCUUUUUCAGAACAAUCCCAAGUGAUGCUUUCCAGGUGAGUGCUAUGAUUCAGAUUUUAAAACGCUUUGGCUGGACGUGGGUUGGUCUGCUGGUCACUGAUGAUGAUUAUGGACUCCAUAUUGCCCGAUCCUUCCAAUCUGAUCUGGUUGAUGCCGGUAGAGGCUGUCUGGCCUACCUGGAGGUUUUGCCCUGGGACGGUGACCUGGGUGAACUCAGGAGGAUCGUACAUUUGAUGAAGACUUCCACAGCUCGUGUGGUUAUGGCAUUUGCACACGAGUCCCACAUGAUGCAACUGAUGGAAGAGGUGGUGCAACAGAAUUUAACAGGUCUGCAGUGGUUCGCUGCUGAAUCCUGGACAGCAGCUGCUGUACUCCAUACACCUCGCCUCAGGCCGUAUUUGAGCGGCACUGUGGGCAUUGCCAUCCGUCGCGGGGAAAUGCCAGGGCUCAGGGACUUUCUGUUACAAAUACAUCCUGACCAAAAUGACAACGCUGAAAAUAACAUGGUGAGGCAGUUUUGGGAGUACAUAUUUCAGUGUAAAUUUGACCCAGCAGCAUUGGUGGAAGCUGGAGGAGCACUAUGCACUGGAAAAGAAAAUAUAGAAGAUGUGGAGACAGAGUUCUUGGAUCUGUCUAACCUCAGGCCUGAGUAUAAUGUUUACAAGGCUGUUUAUGCUCUGGCGUACGCCCUUGAUGAUAUGCUCCACUGUGAGCCAGGGAGAGGGCCUUUCAGCGGGCAAAGCUGUGCCACUUUGCAAACAGCGGAGCCAUGGCAGAUUGUACAUUAUUUGCAGAAGGUCAACUUCACCACAUCAUUUGGUGAUCAAGUGUCAUUUGAUGAGAAUGGUGAUGCCAUACCAAUAUAUGAUAUCAUGAACUGGAUGUGGCUCCCUGAUGGAAAAUUUCAACUUCAGAAUGUGGGUGAAGUGAAGAGGUCGGCCUUAAGAGGUGAAGAACUGAAACUUGAUGAAGACAAAAUCGUCUGGAACACUGAGUCAAAAGAGCCACCCCGGUCAGUGUGUAGUGAAAGCUGUCCUCCAGGCACCCGCAUUGCCAGAAAGAAAGGGGAACCUGUGUGCUGUUUUGACUGCAUCCCGUGCUCUGAGGGAAAAAUCAGCAAUAUAACAGAUUCCAUGGAGUGCAAUGAUUGUCCGGAGGAUUUUUGGUCCAGCCCCCAGCGUGACCACUGUGUUCCUAAGAAAACAGAGUUCCUUUCUUACCACGAACCUCUUGGUAUCUGCCUCACCAUCACCUCAUUACUGGGUACUUUUAUCUGUGCCGUUGUCCUCGGGAUCUUUACAUAUCACCGAAGUACACCCAUGGUACGCGCCAACAAUUCUGAACUGAGCUUCCUGCUCUUGGUGUCUCUUAAGCUAUGUUUCCUGUGUUCACUGUUAUUCAUCGGAAGACCCAGAUUGUGGACAUGCCAACUGAGACAUGCAGCAUUUGGGAUCAGCUUUGUGCUUUGUGUUUCAUGCAUCCUGGUAAAAACCAUGGUGGUUCUGGCCGUGUUCAAGGCCUCAAAACCAGGAGGUGGUGCCAACCUGAAGUGGUUUGGUUCCAUGCAGCAGAGAGGAACAAUUUUAGUUCUAACUUGCAUUCAAGCUGCAAUCUGCAUUGUGUGGAUUGUCUCUGCCUCACCAGUACCUCAUAAAAACACACAAUACCACAAUGACAAAAUAGUUUAUGAGUGUGUAGUGGGGUCCACCAUUGGAUUUGCAGUUCUACUUGGCUAUAUUGGCUUCCUUGCCAUCCUCAGCUUCUUUUUAGCAUUUCUAGCAAGGAAUCUUCCAGACAACUUCAAUGAGGCCAAACUCAUCACCUUCAGCAUGCUCAUCUUCUGUGCUGUGUGGGUGGCUUUUGUCCCAGCUUAUGUCAACUCACCAGGCAAAUAUGCAGAUGCGGUGGAGGUAUUUGCCAUCCUGGCCUCCAGUUUUGGCCUCUUGGUGGCGCUGUUUGGGCCCAAGUGUUACAUAAUCCUGCUGAGACCAGAGAGGAACACAAAGAAAGCGAUCAUGGGUAGAGGAGCAACCAAGUCAUAA